AUGGCCAAAAGGAUCUCGUGGAAAGAUGUGGGAGCAUCCAAGGGCCCAACAUUAUUGUCGCCCGCUUUUGUGACCAGCAGCAGCAGUGAAGACUUGGUAUUUACGUCCGGAUGCGUGGGAACAGAUCCUAAGACGCAAGAACUUCCUGAAAGUUUGGAGGAGCAAACAAGAAACGCACUACUAAAUUUGAAAAUUGUGUUGGAAAAGAGCGGAUCGUCUAUGGGCCAGGUGGUCAAGGUUCUGUUAUUUGUGGCAGACAGCUCUUAUGCGGCCGUUGUCAACCGAGUUUAUAGUGAGUUUUUCCCAAACAGUCCAGCUCGUUCCUGUGUGGUGGUUGGAUUUCCCAAUGAAAGGUUGAAGAUGGAACUGGAAUGCGUUGCGGUCGCUGAAAAGCGUAGGAGAUGGUUCAAGCUUUGA
Messenger RNA from Lachancea sp. 'fantastica', 417 nucleotides. NCBI's taxonomy places the organism in Eukaryota, Fungi, Ascomycota, Saccharomycetes, Saccharomycetales, Saccharomycetaceae. The record is from the annotation of a GenBank genome assembly.